This is a messenger RNA of Malus domestica (apple), 804 nucleotides long. Its product is annotated as protein yippee-like At5g53940. The record is from RefSeq and is a predicted model, not a curated record. Lineage: Eukaryota; Viridiplantae; Streptophyta; Magnoliopsida; Rosales; Rosaceae.
GAAACAGGAGGAGGGAAAGAAAAAGAUUGGAAAUUUGGACGCACCGGAUUCGCCACCACUUGUUUGAAACGGGAACACUCCCAGUUUGCGAGAUUCGAAUUGGGAUCUGAUUUGUUUGACUAAAUUAACAAAAUUGGGGAUGAAAUUGGUAAAAUAAUUGGUAGUGAAUAAUUUGGGAGACACUGUUAGAGUGAUAGGGUUAGGGUUUAUGUUAGAAUUAGAUCAAAAUUUCAAAUGGGGAGAAUUUUUCUGAUUGAAUUGGAUGGGAGAACUUACAGAUGCAGAUUCUGUGACAGCGCGCUUGCCCUUGUCGGUGAUGUCCUCUCUCGGAAUUUCAACUGUGGUCGAAGAAGGGCAUAUCUGUUUAGCAAUGUGGUGAACAUAACACUCGGUCCUGAUGAAGAGAGGCUAAUGCUCUCUGGUUUGCAUACUGUAGAAGAUAUAUUUUGUUGCUGCUGCGGGCAGAUUCUUGGUUGGAAAUAUGUGAUUGCACACGACCAAACCCAAAAAUACAAGGAAGGAAAGUUUGUGCUUGAAAGAUGGAGGAUAGUGGAGGAUGUAGCUGAGUUAUUCAACUUGGACGCUCGUCUUGGUUCAAGUGAUGCAGAGAGUCCCUAGCAAAGUUAAGCACUUGUACAAAUAAUAAGAGCUGGAUGCUAUACGGUUAUUUUCUCUAUCAAUACAGACAAUUUCAAGAGUUUUUCUUGAUCUUUUUAUGUGUGUUAACAUUCUCUAUCAAUACAGACAAUUUCAAGGCUUGAAACUGAUUGCUUGUGAAUUUUUUAUUAUUAACAUUCUAAUCAA